AUGGCGGUUAAUCACAUUGCUUUGCCUUGCCUUUUUCUUGCGCUUCUUGUAAGUUCAAUUGCAUAUUUUUUCGCGCUGGAAAUAUUUGUUUCAUGUUUUUCGUAACUGCUGAUUCUCUCCACGUCUUUCCUAAUAGGUUAUUGGCGUGAAGAGCCGGGAAGAUUUCGAUGAAAGUUCUUCAGGUAUCGAUUACUUUCAUGCAAGUCAUAAUUGAAAGCUUCAGCACAGCUUAUAUGACACAGAAGACAAAAUUUGUCUUCGCUAGCGCUUUUUAAAGUUCUUUCGUAAGUGUGGUGUAGUCUGAAAUGCGAAAGUUGAUUGGUUGUUGUCAAGGCGUGCUUGAAGCAGUUGGUUUCUUCCGUUUGCCUUCUGCGUCUCACAAAACAUCUGUGCUGAAGUUCUCAAGUAGAAUAUAAAUUUUAUGAAUGUUGUAGGUUGUCAAAAAUCGGUUGAAAUGUCGUAGCUUAGAUUGACAAAGAGUGAGACAGGGGAAGGAUAAAAUGUCAAUGUCUAAAUAUAGCACAUGACAAAAGACGCUACAAUAUUGAAAGUUGGCUGAUUCAUUCGUAGAAUUUGGUUUGCUUACAAAUUUAUCAUCGUACCUUCUUUCAUAUGCCGUGUUGACUAGCCAACUUUGCAACUGUGUUUUUAACUGUCACAACUAGCCAGCGGGGAAUAUUAUAGGGCAUUUUACAAAAGCUGUGAUAACUAUCGUUAUCAAUCGAUUGUCGCCCAUCGAAUAAAAUUAAUUGAACGUUUCUGAUUGUAUUGCGAUUAGAAGAGAACGUAUAUGUAUGGUACAACUUUGAAAUCCUCUCCGACCUUCUUGUUCAUAUUACAAGCCAGUCGAUGCGGAUUCAAUCUCAGCUGAAGGGAGACCAUGACCAUUUUUCUGUUUGACAUCAUAUUCAUAUAAUAGUAAAAAUGUGCGUAAAUUGUUGUAAGGGAAGUAGAAAGCGAUUCUUGGAAAUUAACACUACCCUGGAAUAAAUUAAUUAAUGCGGUCCUUAAUUAAGUGAUGCAGCAUCGAAAACUUUCAAUAUCCAAUAAAAUUGUGGCAAAUAUGCCAUAGAUGAGGGAAACCAACUUUGCUGGCCAAAUUACAGAAAACAGGGCUACUUUUAACCAUCCAUUAAACAAGACAACUCAUUUAGCUAGCUUGCUCUUCCACUGCUGAGCCAAAGGAGCCACUUAAUAUAUUGUUGUAAGAGUUCACACGCAUGUUCCCUCAUCCACUAAUGAGCCUUAUGAGCCAAAUGAGCCACUGAAUAUAUAAAUCAUGGACUAACAUGCUUAAGGAUUAAUCUCAUUCUUUCAUCCACUGCCUGGCCAAAGGAGCCAAACAUUAGCCACCAAAUAUAUAUACCCUAGAUUAUCCCUCAUUCUUUCAUCCACUGCCUGGCCAAAGGAGCCAAACAUUAGCCACCAAAUAUAUAUACCCUAGAUUAUCCCUCAUUAUUUCAUCCACUGCUGAGCCAAACAAGUCAUUAAACAUUGAACUUCUGUAUGACUUAACACAUGUAUUUAUCAUUCCUUGUUUUUUUAUCCACUGCUGAGCAAAAUUAGCCACUGAAGAGAGCCACUGUAUAUAUGUGUUCCUUCAAAAGUGGUCCUGUAUUGUGUAGUUUCCCUGCUUUCCUAACAGAGAGUGCCAUUGUCAAAUAUCUAGAGAAAGGUGACAUUACUGUUCCCUGAGUAGACUUAACAGGCAUUUAUCUUUACAGAUAUCUGCAACCAGGAAAGAAAACCUGGCAGGUGUAUGGCUAUUUUUCCAAGAUGGUACUACAACAGUGCAUGGAAAAACUGCACAAAAUUCAUUUAUGGAGGAUGUCAGGGAAACAAAAACAAUUUCAGGACUAAAGAUGAAUGUGAACGGACAUGCCUACGUAAAGGUUAGUCUAGUGAGUGAGCAGUGCAACAAUAUACUGUUUCAGAGGUUUCAUUAAGAAAUUUAGUUGCAAGGAAACAGUUUAAAGUAACAAGAGCAUAUUCCACAAGUCUGAAAAAAGGCUUUAGCUGAAUUAUUUCCACAUUCUCAGAUGCUUAAUGAAUCAUCUCAAAUACUGUAUUCUUCCACUUUUAACCCUUUAACUCCCAAGAUCUUUUUAGUAAUUCUCUUUACUGCCUGCUAUGCAAUUCUUCUGAUUUUACUUCUGAGAAUUUGGUAUUGGAUCAACUAAUAAUCCCCUAAUUGAUACUUUUCUUGGUUCUCAUCACUUGCUGUCUUGAUUUUGUAUUGAUAUUGUAAGGAGAAAUUCUGCCUGAGUCACUCAUGAGAGUUUAAGGGUUAAUUAAGUUCUCAAAUGUAAUUGUUCAGUGCCAUUGGUUAUUUAUUUAGUAUAUUUUUUUUCUUUUAGGAGACAAUAAAUUAAAGACCUCUGCUGAAGAACCAGUAGAUGAAGAAUAUGACGAAGAACCCUGCAGAGAAGCAUUAGAAGGCUCAAUUCCACUGAAAAUAAACUGUUUCAAAGCAAAGCUGUUUUAUAGAGGGCUCUGUCGACCAUCCCAAGGUACACCUGUUCAGCAAUCUCCAUUUGAUGUGAAGCACAUUCUGGCCUGUAAGAAAGCUGGUUACUCUUUGCCACUGAAGUGCUCUUUACAUAUACAUCACAGCAAGUGGACAUGUGUGGAUAAGUCAGGAAAGAAGAUUAAUUUGGAUUUUGCUAGUACAUGUGGCUUUAAUCUCUGUCAUAAACAUCAUUAAGGACACUUGUGUUGGAAUGGCUCCUUAACAAAAAGUUGUAUUCAUUUCAUUAUAUUAAUCGUUUGUGCCACAUUGUAAUGACACGUGUACUUUUCUAGAAUGUUAAAAUUUGGAGUUUUUCAUAGAAAUUUUCUUUUUUUCUGUUUUUAAUAAAUUGUUAAACUAAAUGACAGAUUGAGCCAAGUUGUAAUUUAGAUUUUUUUAUGUCAUAUACCCGUCCUCUGUGUUACACAGGGACAUUAAAGUUAAACUCCUUCCUUAGUGCAAUGUUGUUAUGACUAAGGAACAAGACUUGUAAUGAAUAGUAUUUCUUUGCAUUAUUUAAGAUAUUUAUCUGGACAUAUUUAUCCUGAAUGUUAACGAUGUAACAACUUCAUAUGUAUGAAUGAAUUCUAGCAAAGAAUAAUAAAUGUUUAGUUUAUAUAACACAAUUGUUAGUAAGAGUCACUUGUUCACCUGCAUUUGUAACAUGCAGCUGCUGUAAACUUGAAUAUGCUAAUUGUGAAUUGCUACGCCAUUGGUGAGCAAUGAUGCUGAUGGGAAACACCAAAGCUCAACAGAGGACUGUAACAAAUAUUUGUCGAGAUCUAUUCCCUCGGAUUUCCCAUCCUUAACGUUUUCAGAUUUUACCAGUACAGAAAACAACAACAACAGCAAACUAAAGUUCUACUGGACACACAUUGUCCAUGGUAUUUAAGUAAUCCUUUAAUUUACCUUCUACUCAAUGUCACAUCAGUGAAGUAUGUAGUAUUGACAUCACUGAGUUGCUCAAAAAUUGUGUUAAAACUGCUUUUCCUGGCAGUGCCCCCAUACAGUUACCCUCUCAAUUCAAUUAAAGUUUUCCUUAUUCCUAUCAACACCCCAUGUCAUGGAAUCUUCUUUCCUUUGUAAACCUCCAGCCUGGAAAUGACAUGCCUUUGGAAAGAGCAUUGCCAUGCAGCUCAUUAACCCCAUACACCAUAAAAGUGACCAGAGUCUAG
Molecule: messenger RNA, 3684 nt
Organism: Pocillopora meandrina
Lineage: Eukaryota; Metazoa; Cnidaria; Anthozoa; Scleractinia; Pocilloporidae
Source: the annotation of a GenBank genome assembly